Molecule: messenger RNA, 1281 nt
Organism: Melanotaenia boesemani (Boeseman's rainbowfish)
Lineage: Eukaryota; Metazoa; Chordata; Actinopteri; Atheriniformes; Melanotaeniidae
Product: multicilin
Exons: 7
Coding region: 169-1260 (363 amino acids)
Biological process (GO): negative regulation of DNA replication; negative regulation of cell cycle
Cellular component (GO): nucleus
Source: RefSeq, a predicted model, not a curated record
GAACCCGUCUGCACAAAUUUAAUCUCCGAGGACGCUGUCACUCCCUGGAGACAGAAUAAGUGCAUUUGAUUGGGCCUAAACUAUGAAACCGCGGCACAAAGACGUACAAACCGGGAGAAUGUCGACUAUAUCAGCCACACAUUAAAUCAUGGCCCUUCAGUCUUGUAGAUGGAACUGAUGGAGAUGCAAAGAGACAGACAAAGGUUUGGUGAAGUCUGCCUUAAUCAAAUGGGGCAACAUGCAAGAAGAGCAGCUGUAAGCAAAACGGAUAAAAUCCCGGUGCCAAGAAGCAGCAGUCCGGUCAAUGUGUACGUUGAACUCCCCUGCAUUGUUGAUCAAGCUUUUUCAACGAUUGCAUGGGAUGAUUUGGAGGACUGCGCAAUAGAGGUGAGACAGGAGAAAGACUCGUUUGGUCCUCAGGUCAAUGAAUCUCAUCCAGACAACCACUUCUUUGGAGAUUAUACACUGGAUUAUUUGACAGAUUCUACUGCCACACUGGAGAGCAGUCUGUCUCCAGUUGACCUGGUACCAUUUCAGGGAUGUGUCAUACCACCCCUCACCCCUCAGAGGGACUUCUCUCCACAGGAUAGUCUGGUUCAUUCAUCCACAGAAACAAGCCACCUGCAUGCCCAGGAUGGAGCUUCUUGGAGGUGCAAGGCAGAGUGGCAUGGGAGGACACUGGGACAUUCAACAGUUUUCAACAAACAGCUCCAAGAGACUUAUCACAGACAACAGGAAGAGCUUGACUCCCUGGAAGAGAGGAACCUUCAUCUCAGGCAGCUGGCCAGCAGAGCAAAGCACCUGGCCUCGGUGCUCGAAAAACUGAUGACAGUCAGAAAUCCACAUGCAGGAGAACCAGGGACGCCCUGUGGUGAUAGCCCCUCACUAGGUCCCUGUAAGCGGCAGCGACUGGAUGAAGGCUAUGAAACAGAAUCUUCUGACUCAGUGGAGGACAUGCUGAGGGACAUCAGCACACGCUGCAAUGCUGUCCUGCUCAACAGCACCACAGGACCAAAACAACAACAAGAAUCAGAGACAAUACGCAUGUAUGGUGCUUUCUCAGGUCUUCAGAUGUCUACGCUCAGUGACAGGAGUGUGUCUGUUGAUGGAACAGAGACUGGAGACAGUGUGUUGUCUUUCAAAACUUCUAUCAGAGAACACAGCACCAUAAGGACUCAGGCCUUUCCUCAUGGACAUGCUUUUACCUCAAGGACACAGCAAGGUGGAUACCGCUUUCGCUGGGUUCCCAACUAUAACUGAAAUCAUAGAUUACUGCCCUGG